AACAUUAAUUACGAGAUUAAAAACUUAAGACAGAUAAAUCCAUAUAAUGAUUGGUACGAAGUUAUACAAAGAGCAUCGCAUUUCAUCAUCUAUGGAAGAACCAAAACCACCUGUAAUUGCUCCAACUCUUCAAACUCCUAGUUCCAAGAAGAGGCCACUCGACACUGAUAAUUCCAAUUCCAAUUACUUCAAGAUUCGUGCCCUUAUUCGAGAUCUUCGCCCCCAUUUUAUCCAGGUUCUCCAAAUUCCUGACUACAAAAAUUGCAAGGCAUCCCAUGAAAUUCGAGACCAACUGAAAACUGUGCUGAAGUUAUACAAUGAUAUGAAAGCGCAAGUAGUUUCGCAAGCGAAGCAGCAGGCUCAACAUGUCAAGUCUUCAGAGCAAUCUCAAGUAGAGAAAUCAUUUGCGCGACCAUCUGUAGCUGAAGACAGUCAGACACCCGGCACAUACGUUAUUGGAGGAUCCGCUUUUGGAUGGAAUUUCAUCACUUUUCCAGCCGCACAUCCUGUCUAUUAUGGUAGGACAAAGGAACAAUUUCGAUCAGAAAAAGUGACCGAGUAAUCCUUGGGCGCACAAUCACAGACUUACUACGUGCACAACCUGUCCAUCGGAACACCUGUUCAUUCAACCAAAAGUAUAGUGUAUUAUCAGUUUCUAUAAACUUACUAUUUUUUUUUCCCUUAGUCCUUUUUCUAUUAACAUUUUUAAAAUUCAGCAAGAGACUCGUACAUGUUCUGUCAUAUUUUUAGUAGCAGUUGGACUUUUCAUUAUGAAAGCAAAACAUGUUUUUUUGUUCAUUAAAAGUUUACUGAAAAAGGAAAUUUUUGUAUCUUGUGCAAGUUAUGUAACUCUUUUAUAUGAGCUCCUAUUAUUCUA
Messenger RNA from Cicer arietinum (chickpea), 877 nucleotides. RefSeq lists its product as uncharacterized. Lineage: Eukaryota; Viridiplantae; Streptophyta; Magnoliopsida; Fabales; Fabaceae. The record is from RefSeq and is a predicted model, not a curated record.